Molecule: messenger RNA, 2154 nt
Organism: Danio rerio (zebrafish)
Lineage: Eukaryota; Metazoa; Chordata; Actinopteri; Cypriniformes; Danionidae
Source: RefSeq, a predicted model, not a curated record
CAUUGCGUCGCCAUGCUGUCCACAUUAGGCAUGGGAUGAUAACCGGUUUCAAGGUUUACCGCGAUUUGGAAAAGUCAAGGUUUUAAUAACGCUAAAAUGUUUUGUUACUAUUCUCAAGGUAUAUGUAAGGUUUUUUAAAUAUAUUUUUUAUGUGUUGUAAAGAAAUCUAUGUUUUUGAAACUAAUGAAUAGAGCAGAAGUUAAUGAUUUAUUUAAAAUAUUUACCCUGACAUGUUUACUGCUCCAAAAUAUUAUGCUUUGUACAAUAAAAUCUCGAUUGGUGCAGAGAAUAGUGUCAUAAAGCCGUGUAUGUAUGAAUUAUCCUGUCGCAAAAUGCGACUAAAAGUCUAACAUGACGGUAAUUGUUUGAUUAAGGUGUUUACAAGUCUGCACUGCAUCAGUUUAGUUCAAUUAUGACCUUAAUCGGAUUAAAUUAAUCAAAAAUCACUUUUUACAUGGUCGACUUGUAAUGAGUACCUAUUGUCUUUGUCGGAUUAUUGGUGUCCAAAAUGUACUGAUUGUUUGAAUUUUUUUACCAUCAGAGGGUGGCACAUAAUGCUGAAAUACCCCUUAUACUGCUAUUUAAAGUUUUACAGCUGUUUUUGGCACUCAAUUAAUUUUUUAUCUUACAGAAAAUUGACUAAAUUAACCAUGCUCAAUUUAAUAAAUAUUUGUACAAAGCAUAAAUUAAAAAAAUAAAUCCUUUAUGCAUUUUUUAUGUUUGUUCAGUGAACAGAGCGGUGUUGUUAUUUCUGGUACUGGGGUAUUUGCAUUAGGAAGUAUAAGGCCGAGUGAUUUGUUUGAUGAUAUAGAUCAGGACGCCUGUGAAAUGACAAAACAGAAGUCAAAAUAGAGGACGAAAAGAUGUCACGCAUUUUGAGUCCGCUCCUGUCGACUCGUGAGAACGGCCUUCUCUUCAAUUUACUAAGUCAGGAAUGUAGUGUUUUAGCAUGUGGUAUUGUCCAGCUGGUAAUGGCAGUCGCUCCACAGAAAAAAGAGUGGAAAAGUCACAGUUUUGGAGUCCUAUGUCUGGUGCAAGAUAAAACAAUCCAAUCAACAUUCAUGAGACUCUACUGUCUUAAUAAGAAGGUGAAGAUGCAGUGGGAACAGGAGCUGUAUACACCAUUUAAGUACUCAGAGGCCAGUCCUUAUUUCCACACAUUCCCUGGUGAUGAGUGUCAAAUAGGAAUAAACUUCGCAGACGAAGAUGAAGCCAAGCAAUUCUACACAGCAAUACAGAAGCAGAUCAACGAAAACAAAGCUUCUUCUGCUUUGCUGGUACGCAGAUACAGUGUGGGGGGUAUCUCUGAAUGUAAAGAUAAGCUUGACAAUAUCUUUAGAGGAUAUGAAGUGCAGAAGAGGCUUUCACUUAGAAGUGCAUCCAGAGUUCCUCACCCCCUCGCUUCAGAGAGCAAAGCCACAGCUUUCAGCACAAUGUCCGGCCAAAUACGUGACUCGCCACAGACACUCCCCAGUGUUGAUGAAGAAUCCAUUUCUCUCGCCCAAAGAAAGGGUCCUCUCCCACCAAUUCCCAUUCAUGCCAGAGCAGCCAUGUUGAAAUUGAAUCGCAGUGCUAGCAUGCAAACCCAUGAGACCACCAUUCCUGUUCCAUCAAAGGUGCCACCGCCUCCAUCUUAUCAUGCCCCAACGGCCCCUGAUAAAGAUCACUUCUCAGCUGGAUCGAAGCAAACUUUUCAUCCUAAUGAUGGUGUCGAAGAUGUCUAUGACGAUGUCUACGAUGGUGUCUAUGAUGAUUACCUUUAGAAAAAUGUCCUUUAAAAAUAUGGGAUGUCAUGUAGUCCAGUCCAGCGGUUCAGAAGACCCACCCCUCAAUGACAAAAGUCUAGAAUUUCUCCCAUACAUGAGCUCAUUUAUCCUAUUUUGACUGCUAUACCAACAUAAAUAGUGAAAAUAACCGAUUGAAAAAGGCUUUAAGACCAAGCCAAAUUCUGUGUUGACCCGACCGUCACAUCAGUGUGAUUUCAGCUAAUCAGUUCUGGCCAAUGCAAACUAUUAUUUGUCAUGAGUCCAACAUCCAGCUGUGCAAGAAAACAUAAAUCGGAUGUGAGCGACGUCAACUUUCGAUAUUAUAUUGUUUUUAAAUAGAGAAAACAUUUUACUUUUAUUCUAAAUCUUGGAUUUGUCACAUUUUGAA